UACUGAAAGGUGGUAGAGUUGGAUGCUGCUGCUGAUGGAGGAUGAUGAAGGGAAGCCAGGUGCAUUUCCUACCUCCAGAGAAGCAUACAAUAAAAGAGAAGAAACUAAUUAAAGGUUCACCCUCUGACUCGUCUGUUCCUUCAACGCACCAAGCAGAGAUGUUGGGCUCUGUCAGUCUUAAAAAGGAAGCAAAGGAUGAAGAGGAAGAAGUAAACACUCCACCAGUCAGGAUCAUCCCUAUCCCAGUCCAACCAGUGAACACCCCCAACCGCCCGACACCCAACAUGACUAUGAAGUCUGCAGAUUCUGCUUAUGGCUUCAGGGUAAAUGGUCGACACAUCCCCUUCCAGACUGUAGGUGGCAAGACAGUGUUGAGGCUGCGCAAUUAUCCUAGAGGUUCAGCCAGUAGCUUCACCACAAUCCAGAUGCCCGUCCACCUGACUGUCCGCAGUACGUCAUGGAACCGCCCUGUGAACACCACAGCCUCCUCGACUGCUAGUGUCACCCCUUCCUCCACUCCGGCUCCUCCCUCUGAACGCGCUCCUCCACCUGGAUCUGAGCCCAUCCCCAUCAUCACAGGUGUGGUUUCGGGUGAAGCAGCCCAGAAGGUUCUGAAUGAUCACAAUGUGGACUUCAAAUCCAGUCCACUGGAAACACAGAAAACUUCUCCCUCGGCUGACGCCUCUGCUACAAAACCCAAGAAACAACGGUCAAAAUCCCUUUCAAGCAACAAACUGACAGCACCUGACAAACUUAUACGAAAAGGUAAAGUCGGGCCGGUCACUCCUCCUAACUGUUCCAUAUGCUUAUCUCAGUACAAACUCAUUAAAGAUCUGCGAGGCUUCAUGUGUAUGUGCUGCCCUGCGAUUGCUCGAAGUCUUCAAAACCUAAGGAAGCAGAGGAUUAAACAGCAAAGGAGGAAGAGGGAGAGAAGCAAGUUUCUCAAAAUGAGCAGAGGGCUUCAGAUCUCCAGUAAAGUUCCAAAGAUUCAACAAGAACUACCUGCUGUGAAAUUUGCCACUCCUCAGAGGACUCGCAGAUUUUCUGAUGACUUCCUGUCAGACGAGUUGAGCAGCCCUGAUUCUGACACUUUCAGCCCGGUGCCUCUGGAUAAGUCCCCAUCGGAAGCUCCUGAGAGUAAACUGGUGAUAUUGUUGGAGGAUUUUUAUUAUGGCUGCGCCAAUGGAGUCGUCUCAGACAAGCUUCUAGAUGAGAAGUUCAAUCGACCAUUUCGCUGCAUCCACUGUUCCGAGACCUUCUUCAACAACAUCAAGUUGAUGGAUCACAUCCAGCAGCACACAUCAGAGUUGACUCAACAAAAAAAUGAUAUGGACUCGGUGUCCUUCUGUCCCCACUGUUUCCGAAAUUUCCCGUCUCCGUUCAGGCUGCAGUGCCACAUGGAGGUUGUUCACAGCCAGCGCGACUCAACAGUGACGUGUAAGAUCUGUGAGCUGGCGUUCGACACCGAGCCAGCCUUCAUGUAUCACAUGAAAAACACUCACAAACCGGGAGAGAUGCCGUACUCCUGUCAGGUGUGUGACUACCGCUCGUCCUUCUACAACGACGUCUGGCUUCACUUUAGGGCAGCUCAUGCCGACACUAAAAACCUGCUGUGUCCUUACUGCCUCAGAGUACUGCGCCUUAACGUGUGCUACCAGAAGCACGUUGUCCGCCACCAGAAGAAACACGUUCUCAGCUGUAACAAGUGUCGUCUUCACUUCCUGUAUCUUAAAGAGCGCAUCGAACACAUAGAGCUGCAUCACAAAACUCACGUCACACCUCCUCAGCUCAGCGGACUCAAACCUGGAACCAGGGUAACGGUCAGGACGUACUCUGGGAAUGGAGCGUCUGACGCUGAGGAAGCACCAAAGAAGCCGUUUGUUCCCUGCAAGGUGGUCGAGGUCACACCACCCCCUCCACAGGAAGAUGUCAAAAGGAAACCAUUUGAGAGUCUGGGGUCGCUUCUGUCUGGACUGAGUGCUGAAGGGGAUUUGGGCUCCUCUCAACGCUGCAUCGAGUGUCUGAAUUCAUUCCCAGACCUCAAGGUUCAUUUCCCAACUCUGGUUAACUGCUCGCUCUGCAAGUUCUCCACCUGCUGCUCCAACUCCUACGCCAACCACAUGAUCAAUAAUCACACCAACAUGGAAGCCUCCCAAUUCGCCACCAUUUUCCUGCCAAAUCCAAGUUCUUCACAGAUGUUACGAUGCUCAUCGUGCCAGUUUUCCACCUGCAAAGGAGACGCGAUGGCCAUUCACCUGACAGAGAGACCAGAUCACGAUUGCGUCAUGGCACCAGAGGACAGACUGGUUUCCAUCAAGUCAGCAGAUGAAGACUCGAGUCUGAAACAAGUCGUUAACUCUGAAAGUGAAAACACAUCCAGUAAGGGACAUGAAGGCUUCAUCCCGAUUCAGCUUGGUCAAAUGUCCCCCCAGCUGUCAGUCAAACCCCUCCAUUUCCCCGCCCCCUCAUCCUUCAAACCAGCCAUGACCAUCAAGUUUCUCAGGUCCGGACAGCCCAAGGCCCCCUGUCUGUCUCUGUCCCAGCUCUCUGUCGUCCUCUCGUCUCUGUGUCACGGCAUCUCAGAGACGUCUCGCCGUUACAAGACGUCUCCUGCGACCAUCCGGUCCUGGAUUGCGCAGCAGCAGCGCGGCCUGGCGCACAGGAAGUGGUGCUGGAGGACAGACAAGAUGGCGGAGUGGGUUCUGAACCGGAGGGAGCAGCAGCUGAUCGUGGGAGAGGACAUCCUGCUGCUGACGGCCAAGGCAGCGCUCGGCGAGGGCGUCAAGGAGGAGGAGCGUUACAGCUGGACGAUCGACUUCAUGCUGAGGCACGACCUCGGACUGCAGACCACAAACAACAACAAGCUGAAGAGCAUACAGGACAACAGCCGCACGUUCAUCCAUUCACUCUACGCACGGAUCCAGAGUGGAGUUCUGCCUCUUCACUGCUGGGGCUGCAUGGACGAGCUUCCUGUCUUCAUCGACUCUGACCUUUUCUCCAAACAAAAUUCGGCGUCCUUCCAGCUUUUCGGCUCACUCGAGGACAAGCCCACGUUUGACAUAAUCAUCUCGGCUCUGUCCGACGGCUCCUUCCUGCCCCCCCUGCUGUUCUUCACGGGAACUGCAUCAGACAUUCCCGAGGGGUUUCCUGACAACGUGCUGCUGAAUGCCCGAAAAGAAGGAUUUACUGACGAGGACCGUCUGGAAAUCUGGAUUGAUAAGGUGUGGCGCUCCCGCGUGUCUUCGAAACAUAACCGCAAUUCUCUCCUGGUGGUGGAUGUCCAUCGAGGUCACCUGAGCAACAAGUUUAAAGAGGAUCUGUCCACCAUAGACACAGACCUCGCCUGCAUCCCACCAGGCUGCAGCUGUCGUCUGCAGCCGCUCGAGAUCUGUGUGACGCAAGUGCUAAGAGACUUCCUGCAGGCGCGGUGGACUCAGCUGGUUUCUGACGAGGGUCUGGAUGGUCUGGGACUGGAUCAGCUGGCUCUGACUCUAGCCUGCUGGCUCAGCGAAGUUUCGUUCAUUCUGAACUCACAGAUGGACAUCCUGCGAAGAUCGUUCAGUUUGGCGUGCUGCCUGCAGCCCGGGGACGGUCAAGGAGAGGUAGCAAGGAUGAUCACAGCUCUGACAGAGUCCCUGAUCCAGCCUGUGGAGACUCAAGAACCAGGUCCUGGACCUAAUCACAAAACUGAACCAGAACUUCAGCUGGAGGUGAACGAGGAGAAAACUGAACCAGAACUUCAGCUGGAGGUGAACCAGGAGAAAACUGAACCAGAACUUCAGCUGGAAGUGAACGAGGAGAAAACUGAACCAGAACUUCAGCUGGAGGCGAAGGAGAACAGUGGCCCGGAGAGCUCUGAAGAGCAUCAGGAGGGGAACCAGGACCUUGCCAGCGGUCUGUCUGCUCUGCGUCAGGUGUUCAAUGGCGAGAGCGACAACGAGUCGUUUUACGGUUUCCCAGACAGCUGAU
Nematolebias whitei (Rio pearlfish) is the source of this 3969-nucleotide messenger RNA. RefSeq names its product pogo transposable element derived with ZNF domain a (gene pogza). The transcript has 26 exons. Gene Ontology annotation, molecular function: RNA polymerase II cis-regulatory region sequence-specific DNA binding; DNA-binding transcription factor activity, RNA polymerase II-specific. Lineage: Eukaryota; Metazoa; Chordata; Actinopteri; Cyprinodontiformes; Rivulidae. Gene Ontology annotation, biological process: regulation of DNA-templated transcription. The record is from RefSeq and is a predicted model, not a curated record. The coding region runs from base 42 to 3968 and encodes 1308 amino acids.